GCUAACGACACAGCUACUUAGCUAAGCUAAUUAGCUAGCUCGUAGCCCGCCGCUCUCCACCGUCCACCGUCCAUAUUUAACGUUUUUAUUUUAAUAAUAAACUGCAGCAUGCAUGUAGUGAGUUAGUCGUUAAAAUGGCGUUCAAUGGCCACCAACGCGAGGAUGAAAACAUCGACGAAGACGAGACCCCCACGAAGCAGCCGCGGCCCGACAGUGAGGCCGCAGAGAGGGCCUCGUCCGACGGCCGGAGCUCCAACUCGACACCGAGGCUUCGGAGCGACUCGGUGAAAAAGACAAGGCCGCCAUUUCCCUGGUUUGGGAUGGACAUUGGAGGCACCCUGGUGAAGCUGGUGUACUUUGAGCCCAAAGACAUCACGGCAGAGGAGGAGCAGGAAGAGGUGGAGAACCUGAAGAGCAUCCGGCGCUACCUCACCUCCAACACCGCCUAUGGGAAGACGGGCAUCAGGGACGUGCACCUGGAGCUGCAGGACCUGACGCUGUGCGGCAGGACCGGAAACCUGCACUUCAUCCGCUUCCCCACGCAUGACCUGCCGGCCUUCCUGCAGAUGGGCCGCAACAAGCACUUCUCCAGCCUCCACACCACCCUCUGCGCCACGGGAGGGGGGGCGUACAAGUUUGAGUCUGAUUUCCGCACGAUGGCGGAUCUGCAGCUCCACAAGCUGGAUGAGCUGGACUGUUUGAUCCGGGGGGUGUUGUACAUCGACUCGGUGGUGUCCAAGGGACCCUCAGAGUGCUACUACUUUGAGAACCCCACCGACCCAGAUCGCUGCAUCCAGAAGCCCUACACACUGGAGAACCCUUACCCUCUGCUGCUGGUCAACAUUGGGUCCGGGGUCAGCAUCCUGGCCGUUUACUCUGAGAGCAACUACAAACGAGUUACAGGGACCAGCCUCGGUGGUGGGACCUUCCUGGGCCUGUGUUGCCUGCUGACCGGCUGCUCUACUUUCGAGGAAGCUCUAGAAAUGGCUUCUCAAGGGGAGAGCACCCGAGUGGACAAGCUAGUUCGGGACAUCUACGGAGGAGACUAUGAGAGGUUUGGGCUGCCAGGUUGGGCUGUAGCCUCCAGUUUUGGCAACAUGAUGUCCAAAGAGAAGAGGGAGUCGGUGACCAAAGAGGACCUGGCCAGGGCAACGCUGGUCACCAUCACCAAUAACAUCGGCUCCAUCACCAGGAUGUGUGCUCUCAAUGAGAACAUAGAGAGAGUGGUGUUUGUGGGUAACUUCCUGAGAGUGAACACUCUCUCUAUGAAGCUGUUGGCCUACGCUAUGGACUACUGGUCUAAAGGACAGCUCAAGGCGCUCUUCCUGCAGCAUGAGGGCUACUUCGGAGCGGUUGGAGCCCUGUUGGAGCUUCUGCAUCCGUCCUAAUCCGUCUGCACUACAUCCAAAGAAGAACUUGUCAAUCUGCUGCAAAAACCUUUAGCACUUUAGACUGUCCAAAAAUGUAUUCCAUAGUGGGAUGAUGUGCCAGCCACCUGCCAGUUACUGGUAAAUUCUGGUUGUGGCAAGCAAACUGUCAAACAUUUGGAGGUCCUAUUAUUAUGUUCUCAGCAAUCAACUGGUUUGUGAAAUUCGAGUCUAAAUUGUGUUUCGCAUGCUGCUGUGGUCAGUGUUGAGAAAUGUUUCCUGCCCCGUCUUAUGUAGCAAAGUCACAAGGUUUGGUCUGAAACAUCUCAUGGAAAUUCACCAUGUUUGCCUGAAAAUACUCGUCAUCACAGUCUUGAGGACUGCAUUUACCCCUCAGAGGGUAUCAGGUCCUGGGCCUAAAAUGUACCCUACAUAGGAACAGGUGGAUGGAAGUUUGUUCAAUUGGACCAUACCCAAUGAGUAUAUAUUAUGGUUGCUAGAACUUAAAGAUUAUCACAGGAAAUAUUUUACCAGUAAUUCAUCAUUGUUUAUUUCCUGAAUAUGUUGUUGAUUAAUUGUUUGGUGUAUUAAUCAGACAAUAGCUAAACAUGCCUGACUUAACUUUCCAAAGCCAAAGAUGACUUCUUUAAAACGCUUGUUUUGUCCAAACAGCAUUUCUAAACUCAAAGAUAAAUGUUUACCGUCAUAUGAGACAAUGAUAUGCAAGAAAUCUUAUUUCAGAAGCUGGAAACAGGACAUUUUUUGCGAUAAUAAUGUUGCAGAUUACUAUCGAUUGACUAAUUCUUUCAGCUCUACAUACUUGCAGUCCUAAAUAACAAGAUAUGGGAAAUCAACACUGGUUUAUCUUGUCACAGUCAUGGGUGAUGUUUUGAGACUAGACGGUUGAACUAAAAUUGAAAGACUGUCAGGCCGGAUAUUGUCGUGAUAGUACUCCCAUCCAUCUCAUGCUCUUUGUAAACUGAAGCAAAACACUGAUAAUAAUUUACAACCACUAAUUAUUUGUGUUAUAUCAUCCUUUAUCACUUAUUCAUUGUCACCCAUUGGACUUUAAAUGAGGGUGUAGAUGAAACUACAGGUUUUCCUCACUGAAUGUUGCAUUUCUGUCUCUUCACUGGCACCGUAAUUGAUAAAAACAAAGAAAUCUCCACAAGGUCAAUGCCAUUUCAUCUUUAAAGGAGACAUUUACUGUUAUGGUUAAAGAAUGUGUAUCAUUUAUAUACUUUUUGCAUUUGAGAUCUUAAUGUGUGUAACCUUUCUGAACCCAUUAGUUUACUCCAAACGGUCUUUUUGUAACGGUGGUAUCAGAAAGUCUAGACAAUCAGUUUUGAGGUGAGUGAGACUGGACUGUAAAGCUUUAAGUCUCUUUCUGGCCUCUGCCCUUCUGAAGUGCCCUUGAGCCACUGCAUCCCUCUCCUUGUAGAGUUAAGUGAGUUUUCCCCAGAUUUAAUAUUAAAAAAAAAGGUUACUUUAAUGCAGAUACUUGAUGCAUCCCUCCAAUGGAGGCUUUAGGUCCUGAAAUCCCCAAACAUUGUUGUCUUCUUCAGAAUGUGUGUACUUAAAUGUUUUGAAUUCAAUGUACGUCUUGGUCAGUUUCAGUUUUUUUUUUUCAGUAAGGUAGAAUUUGAAAAAUGUUCAACCUCGUGUCUCUUAUACGCGUGUUAUCAGAGUUGUUAUUCGUCCCAUCAUUUCAUUGAAUACUUAUCCGUCACAUUUUUAUGUCAUCUGUUUGUUUAGUAAUCGCUCCAUCGAUGGAUACAGGGACCAUAAUGACUCCUCAACUACCUAAAAGAGACUAGACUCACAAAAUAGUUGGACAGUAUUUCAGCUGACAGUUAGUUGAAAAAUGUAUCUGUAAGCUAAUUUUUAAAUUAAGUGCCUGUCAUGUUUUUGUAUAGAAUACAAUAAUGUGUUCAGCAAUGUGAUUUGAAAUGAGACAAACUGGUCUGUAACUCUAUAGGUGUCCCUCUGUUUGCUUAUAAUGUUACAUUGCAAAGAAAACGUUGUACUUGUAUUGUAACAGUCAUUCUUUUUUUGCAUUGUUCCUUAUUAAAUACACACUUUUCAUAUCUUUGUGACAA
Molecule: messenger RNA, 3466 nt
Organism: Anoplopoma fimbria (sablefish)
Lineage: Eukaryota; Metazoa; Chordata; Actinopteri; Perciformes; Anoplopomatidae
Gene: pank2
Product: pantothenate kinase 2
Exons: 7
Coding region: 135-1388 (417 amino acids)
Biological process (GO): coenzyme A biosynthetic process
Cellular component (GO): nucleus; cytosol
Molecular function (GO): ATP binding; pantothenate kinase activity
Source: RefSeq, a predicted model, not a curated record